This is a messenger RNA of Arabidopsis thaliana (thale cress), 3156 nucleotides long. RefSeq names its product Transcriptional factor B3 family protein. Gene Ontology annotation, cellular component: nucleus. Bases 79 to 2577 code for a protein of 832 amino acids. Gene Ontology annotation, molecular function: DNA binding. NCBI's taxonomy places the organism in Eukaryota, Viridiplantae, Streptophyta, Magnoliopsida, Brassicales, Brassicaceae. The transcript has 10 exons. The record is from RefSeq and is marked reviewed.
ACCAAAGAAACAGAAAAAAUUGCAAGCUCCACUAAGAAUUGACCGUCUCAAACAAAACUCGAGGGAUUUUUUUUUUAUAUGGCGAAUUCACUCAUUCUGGGCUCACCGAUUAAUCCAGAAGGAGAAAUGAUGAUCCAAUUCUCAAAUAAUCAUGACAACAACAUCGAGUUUCAAAGAAGGAAGAAAAUGAAGAAGAACAAUCCUGAAACAGAAACUGAUUCUUCAUCAGAUCUCUCUUGUUUUGUUGCCCAAACAGGUGCACUGCUUCAUCUUCCACAAGGUUUCACUAGCUCAAAUGGUAGUAAUAGGGAAUGUAGAAAGAGUCCUAGACCGAUUAUAUCAUCAUAUUCGUCAAGCGAGAAACAGUUUGUAACGUUUACACUUGCACCUGUUGAUGGCAGACAUUGUAGACUGCGUCUUCCGAUGCAAUUCACGAGGGAGAAUGGGAUUAACAAGCCUGGGAAGAUAUAUUUGGUGGGUAAAGAUGGUUCUAAGUGGCUUGCAAAUCUUCUUUUGGAAAACAACAGAGGAAGAAUGACUUUAGGAGAUGGUUGGAAAAGUUUUGUUAAAGCAAACGGUUUAAAGACUGGUGAUACCUAUACGUUCAAGUUACUGUGGGAAGACACAACUCCUGUGCUCAGUUUGUGUUUUGAAGAGUACAACACUGACACAAGAGUAGGAGAAGAGUCUUCGAAAGAGUCUCUUCCCGCAGAGCCUAGUAGCCAAGAAAAGAUCGUUAAAGAUGACAACAACAAAGAUGAAAGCAGCACAUGGAAGAGAGAGGGUAAUCAUCUGAGAUGCAAAGAUUCAACUUCACCAAGCCAGAACUGCACCUUGACAGUAACAAUCACGCCUGAUAGUCUCGAACAUGGUAGACUACGGCUUCCGUUGCAAUUCAUGACGGAGAAUAGCAUGAACAAGCCCGGGGAGAUAACUCUUUUAGGUACAGAUGGUGCAAAGUGGAUGGCAAGUCUUCUACUAGAAAAAAAGGGAAGAAUGAGUUUGGGAAAGGGUUGGAAAGAUUUUGCUAAAGCAAAUGGCUUAAAGACGGGUGAUUCCAUUACAUUGGAGCCAAUAUGGGAAGACAGGACUCCUGUGCUCAGUAUAAAGUCUAGCAGUGGUAAAGGGCAAAGUGAGUUUUCCAAGGAAUCUCUUUCCAUAAAACCUAGUAGUGGAAACAUGACUAAGAAAGUAGAGAACAACAGAGAAGCAAGCAGAAAGUAUCCUCCUAGAAGUAGAGAAUCAUCUUCAGCAAUCCAAAACCAAUUCAUGGCAUUAACACCUCUACGUGAUAUAGUUAGCCAGGUUGCUCAUGAUCUUAGCAUCGGUGAGGUCAUCAAUUUCAGACAUAAAGGAGAUAAUAUGUUGCGGGUCUCAGAUUUGGGAUCCAAUUGUUGUGGGGUUCAAGAUUUACUGGCUCCAAGCAGUAACUAUGAUCAUGACAACAUCAGUAACAUUUCGAUGAAAAUAAAUCCGCAUAUAAGAAAAGAAGCUGUAACAUUUUCGUCAUAUGAUGGUUAUGCUCAUGACAACUUUGAGCCUCCAAGUAAGAAGAAAGUGAAGAAGAACAAUCCAGAAAUGGAAGCAGAUUAUUUAUCAGACCACUCUUGUUUUGUAUCCCAUGUCACAACUUCAAGUCUACACACAAAUGCGUUGAGCCUAGAAGUGAAAGAGUCUCUUCCCAUAGAGCCUAGCAUUAAACCAAAUAUCAGUGAAGAUGACAACAACAAAGAGGAAGACAUCAUAGAGGAGAACAGCUCAUUUGAAAGAGAGAAGAAUCAUUGGAUAUGUAUAGAUUCAAUUUCAUCGAGCCAAAACCGAUUUCUGACAUUAACAAUCACACCUGACAGUCUCAAACAUGGUAGACUGCGUCUUCCACUGCAAUUCAUGAUAGAGAAUAGCAUGAAUAAGCCCGGAGAGAUAACUGUGUUAGGUAAAGAUGGUGCGAAGUGGCUGGUAAGUCUUCUACUGGAAAGAAGAGGAAGAAUGAGUUUGGGUAAGGGCUGGAAAGAUUUUGCUAAAGCAAACGGCUUAAAGACGGGCGACUCCAUCACGUUGGAGUCAGUCUGGGAAGGCGCAUCUCCUGUGCUCAAAUUGCUCCGUAUAGAGUCUAGCAGUUUUAGAGGGCAAAGUGAGUUUUCAAAAGAGUCUCAUUUCACAGAUGCUAGCAGUGGACAAGAGACCAGGGAAGCAGAGAAAAACAGAGAAGAGAGUAGUAGCUUAUGGGAGUUGGAGAAAAGAACCUAUUGUCCAAGAAAACGAGAUUCAUCGUCAGAUGUCAAAAACCGAUUCCUUACACUAACACUUGCACCUGAAGAUGUCAAGGAUGGUAAUUUGCAUCUUCCUUGUCAAUUCAUGAGAAUUAAUGGCAUCAACAAGCCUGGACAGAUAACUUUGUUGGGUAGAGGCGGUAUGAAGUGGUUUGCAUAUUUACUGUCAGGAGAUGGAACUGUCGUUGUGGGAAAUGGUUGGAAAGGUUUUUGUGAGGCGAAUGGUGUGAUGUUAGGAGAGACUUUUGUUUUGGAAUUCAUUCCCAAAGAUGAUACAAAUCAUGUAUUUAAGUUCUACACCAAGUAGGGAGACCAAAUACGUAAAUGUUAGUUAGUACUUUUUCAAGAUUUCUCAAAUGUUUUCUCCGGAUAUCACAUGACAGGUUCUGCAUAUAUCAUGGAUUGAUGGACUGCGGAGAGUUAGCUAAAACAAUUAAUGGCUAAACGACUGAUGAAUCAUUUACGUUGAAGUCCACUAAUGAUAUCAGGUAGAAAAGAGAGAGUUCAAAAGAUACCGAGAAACAGUCUUUUUUUUGUCCACAAAGCCUAGCAGUGAAAACAAGAACAAGUGAGGUGCAGAGAGAUUCAUGACCCUAACACACUUGAUGAUGCUAGAGAUUAUCAUCUGUUUCACAGAUGGUUUGGUUUAUGUCUUGAUUAUAAUUGGUGGUGACGAUGAGGGUCCUGAAUUCCCAUUUGGAUCGAGCUGGGGUCACUCACUGUUUUGGGUUUAUCAGUAGGAAAAUCCUCAACGUUGUGGAUCACCUUUGGACGAUGAUACUACGGUAAUGCAUAUAUUGAUAUGUUUAUUCCAUUAACCGCUAGAGAAGUGGAAGAGUUUACGAUCUCACAUAUCAUAAAGCUCAUAAAAGAAGAGGGAGGUUUG